AUGGAGCCGGUUACUAGGGAGUUCAAGGACCUGCUUUUCCUCAGCUAUGCAGACGAUACCUAUAUUUUGGGGCCAGCGGCUAGGAUUCUGGAGGGUUUUGGGGUGCUGCGGGAGCGGUUGGAGUGGGUAGGGCUGGAGGUGCAGGCGCACAAGUACCGGUUUUGUGAGCGCGAGGGCAAGGAGGUGGAGCGCGCAUUGCCAUUGGGGAUGCAGCGGGUGGAUGAGGAUCUUACUGUGGUGGGCGUGCCUAUUGGAGAGGAGGUUUGGGAGGUGGUCCGGCUACGGGAGCGGCUUCGAUGGUUCCAGGCGCCACUGCCAUGGCUCCCCUUGCUCGACCACCCCCAGAUGGCUUCACACCUCCUCGCCAUUGCAAUUUCAGCGCGGCCGAUGUACCUCACCCGGACUAUGCCGCCGCGUCCGGAGGUGGUUGAGGCUUUUAGGGAUUGGGACAGCUGUUUAGAGGAUUGCUUUGAGCAGCUUUUCCCACCUGGCACUUGGGAGCAGGACCCCGACCGGUCUAGGCGCGCACGCAUGCAGCUGCAUCUCCCUGUGCGUCUCGGUGGUUUCGGGAUCCGGGCGGCGGCCUCUUUGAGCCCACUGUCCUAUGUUUGCGGGUGGGCGCAGGCCACGCGGGACAUUGCACAGUUAGGGGUGGCGGGUGAGGAGGCGAUGUUUGCUGAGUACCUCACCACUUCGACAGGGGCAGAGUUUCUUGACCCGUGGUUUGUCAAGGCUCUCGAGCAGCUGCCAGCGACUAUCCACCACGAGAUACCGGGCUUACCUCUGUGUGUAGCGGCCCCUCCUGUUCGGCUUUUCCAGGCGCGGCAGCGGCAGUUAGCUGUAGAGGAGCUCCAGGCACUGCGCCGCUUGGCUCGUGACGAUGCUACCUUGGCCCGUUUCACAUCCCUUCAGGGCCCGGGGGCAGGUGCAUGGGUUUCGGCAGUUCCGCCUCACUCAGAUCUCACAUUCACUGCGGCUGAGUGGGGCAUUGCUGCUGCUAUACGGCUCGGCCUCCCAAUUCAGCAGCUGCAGGUGGCGGGGAGGCGUCGGGGGGGGGGGGUGGUGACAUUGGAGGAUAGUGUGGUGCUGCAAGGGAAGCGGGUUGAUGUGGCGGUGCGACGUCCAAUGGCUGGAGAGGCUCACGCCCUAGAGAUCAGCGUCGCGGACCCGCUAUCGCUGUCUCCAUCACUGCUGGGACAGUGCGGGCGUCAAAUAGGUGUGGCGGCAAGGGAAUGGGAGCGUCGCAAAACGAGUGACUACGCGCCUCUGCUUGCACGCAACCGGGGCGUGCAGUUCACCCCUUUGAUAGUUGAGACGUGGGGGUGUCUCGGCGGUCGUUUUCAGCGGUGGCUUCGUCAGCAGGGGGAUGCGCAUGUAGGGCUAGCUGUGUCGCGGGGGGCUUGUCGAGAGGACGACUCUGUGUUUUUGGCUUAUCUUUUAGGGUCACUGAAGGCGCUCAUCGGGGUGGCGUUACAACGUGCGCAAGCCCGUGUCAUCCUGCUUCGAGCGGCGUCUUCCAUGGGGGGGAUUAACGUAGAUUUGGCGGAUCGGGAGAGGGACGAUGUCGAUGUGGAAGGCGGGGCUCUCUGGGUGGAGGCCCCGUACAUGGUCGAUACGUUGAUGUGA
Messenger RNA from Closterium sp. NIES-65, 1626 nucleotides. NCBI's taxonomy places the organism in Eukaryota, Viridiplantae, Streptophyta, Zygnematophyceae, Desmidiales, Closteriaceae. The record is from the annotation of a GenBank genome assembly.